CGCGCCUGCCUCUAGUACUUCGGUACCCUUGCCCUCGACCGCCUCACGACCGCUGACCUUCCGCCUGCGCACCGCCUGAGCACCCCCCCUUCGCCCCGGGGCCACGCUCGCGAUACAUAUCCACGGGCCCCCAACCGGAGAGCCGCAUCGCCUUGAGCCCGUCCUGCACUCGCUCUGCCUGUCAUGUUCUCCGAGUAUGCAUCCAAAUUCCUCUCCCAGUCUCAGUCGCGUCUGUCACUGGGUCAGCCCGAGUCCACUUUGAACCGCAACGCCCCCGACAGGCAGCGCCCGUCGUCGCGCGCAGCCCAAGCAUACCUCCAGCGCCGCAACAUGCCCAACCCGUACAACUCGCAGGCCAUGAGCCGCUUCGCCUUUGCCUCGCGGACCUCAAAUGCACCCGCUCCAUUAUUCUAUUCAGCCACUGAUGACUUCCGCGAAGAGGACGACCAUGUCGAGCACGACCGGGAAAUGGCAGACCACUAUGCCCUGCAGCGGUCGCGGCGGCAGUUUGGCGCAAGCAACCUUUCCGAUUCAUCAGAGGUCGAAGACGACCUUGCCCAGCGAUCAGACCACACGAUAGAAGCAGACAGAGGCGACAACGACGCCCCUGGCUAUGGCCUAGGUCGAGGUAUCAAGAGUUCGUGGAUAGGCGACAAGCCUGCGCGUGGAAGAUCGACAAUUGCCAGAAAAUCCCACGACGAAGAGAGAGAUUCCAGCGUCCCGCUUUCCGAGACCACAGACCGCAGCAGCAGGGGAAGAGGCAAUCUGGUGGACGUCGAGCUGGAAUCCACAGAUCGCGGGAGCCUGGAAGAGCUGGAUCGCGACGAAUUAUUGGGGCACCAGGACGAACCACCGCCUUCAUUCCAACAAUUCCGGAACAUGCCAAGGCCAAAACGCGGUCGCAGUCCGCUGCGGAACACGCUUCCCAUUCCCCAGGAAACCGACGAAGACACGCUGCUCGAGCACCCACGGCCAGUGAGUCCGGAUCGCCAGACCGUGCCCGACGACGUACCGGAAAACCCGAUAUCGGCACCCCGACACAACUUUUUCUGGGCCGAGCUCUUCAUAAUCGUACAGUGUGCCAUUAUCGGCACAUGGUUUCUCUCGUUCCUGCAGGAGUCGCCGCCAAGCAAGAAGAAUCCGCUGGGCGACACCAUUUACACCGUUUUGCACUCGUCAUUUCAUCUCAUCGGCGUCUACUCGCUUGUCUCUGUCAUAGUCGGGGUCUUGUGGCUAUCGUUACUGCGGUCCUUUGCUCGGCCUCUGGUAAGCCUGAUGUUACUGGCCAUACCCGUCAUUUCCGUGUCCUUUUUCUUCUACCCUUUUGUUUCAAGCUUCAAGGGGUCUUGGCAUGGCGACAGCGUUCAGGACCGCGUGAUGAGAUGGUUCUCAUUCGGCCCACUGUGUUUUGCUGCUUUCUGGGUGUACACCAUUGUCAAGGCGCGGCAUUCACUAGAUAAAGCUGCCGGCAUGUUGGAGUUUUCUAGUGACAUAUUGAGAGCGCAGUUCCCGUUGCUCCUCGUGGGUAUCGGCUCAUUAGCCGCUGUGAUUGUCUGGUCCUGGAUCUGGCUCCUGAUGUUCACUCGCCUCUUUCUCGGCGGUCACUUUGCCAGCAACAAGUCUCGGUGGAUCAUCGACACAAGCACCUGGUGGCUUGGCAUUGCCUUCUUCUUGGACUACUUCUGGACCUUGGCCGUCAUUGCCGGUGUGCAGAGAGCAACGACGGCAGCAACAGUAUCCCAGUGGUACUUUCACCGCAACAGCGUGCCGGCGCCCGCGGCUCGAACCGUCGUCCAAGCCUCGCUCAGCCACGCGACAUAUACCAUGGCUGGCAGCAUCUGCCUGUCAACACUGAUUUCCCUUCUGGUCCGCCUUCCGCUCAUCGUUCUCCCACGGCGACUUGCUGGUCUGAUUGGCAUGUGCGCCUACUCAAUCGUGCCGACGCCGAUCGCUGCCUUGACGAACCCGCUCACCCUGACGUUUGCCUCGAUACAUGGCGUGCCUCUAAACCAGGCGGCACAGGGCCUCUCGCAGCUCAACUUUAUCUCUGCGGCAUCUCCAACUACGACUCUCGGUCCAAGUUCGUUUAAGAACCACGGUCGCCCAUCGAUACAGUCGUACCGGCUCGCCAAACUCCUCCUCCAUGCUAUUCGCUGGGUGAUUACGCUAUCACUCGGCUUUGGAGGGUGGGUUUCUACCGCACGCAUGCUGCAGAUUGGCAACGGCACGGUUCCAUACAAAGGCAGUCUGUAUGCCUAUGUGGUCGGCCUGAUUAGCGCCGCAAUUGGUUGGGGUGCCCUGGGCGCCAUGGAAGGUGUUCUCGGCGGAAUCCUGGAUGCAGUGCUAGUGUGCUGGGGCAGUGAGGUAGGGCGAGAUGGACAGGGCGAGGCCAGGUACUGUGUCGAAGCCGGCCGCCUGUUUGGCAACGAAAUCACCGGUCGUGGAAGAGCUAGGUAUGAGGUGUGAUGCAUUUUUUUGAUGUGUAUGAUCAUUGUUAGCGUUCUCCUUUGGUAAAUAUGGGUCACUCAACGGAUACGGGGCUUGGAUAUACCUCUUGUUCUGUUUUCCUUUGUUCUUUCCUUUGUCAUGUGACUCUGCUUGCGGCAUAGCAUGUAUGUAGCGGUCCUAUAGUUUUAUCCAAUUUGAAAGAGAGAGUUG
Messenger RNA from Exserohilum turcica Et28A, 2658 nucleotides. RefSeq lists its product as uncharacterized. The transcript has 2 exons. The record is from RefSeq and is a predicted model, not a curated record. Bases 184 to 2466 code for a protein of 760 amino acids. Lineage: Eukaryota; Fungi; Ascomycota; Dothideomycetes; Pleosporales; Pleosporaceae. Gene Ontology annotation, cellular component: plasma membrane. Gene Ontology annotation, molecular function: transmembrane transporter activity. Gene Ontology annotation, biological process: transmembrane transport.